GACAGAUCGGUUUGAUACUCGGUAGUAUCCAAUAAAAAACGUUAGUACGGGCUUGUUCUGGGCAGAGUAAAGGUUAUCGGUUGAUCGGAAGUUUUGUUUAUGUUCACAGCGAACGAAAUUUUGAAUAAGUAGAUGCCUUAAAACCGGACUACUAAUUAAAUUGAGAUGUUGGACACAGUGAAAUUUUUCGUAUUUGUCCUAUUACUGUUAAUCACAAUACUUUUGAAUCAGAAUGUUACUUCGAAGAAAUCUGGCGAACUAGACCUCAGUCAAUUUUGGCGCAUCGAAAACGAAAACCGAACCCUCUCCAUCAAUAAUCAAACCCUUCCAUCUGGGAUUUACAGCGCACUAGAGCAAGCUUUGAUUAUUGAAUCCGUACUUGACUUCAAAAACGAUUUAACCACUAAAUGGAUAGCUCGCGAUAAUUGGACCUACACUCUGCCGCUACCAUGCAGCCAAUAUGAGCUGAAUUUUACACAUGUAGUGUUAACCUUGCACGGAGUGGACACAUUUUCUAAAGUCUACCUCAACGAUGAAUUGCUAGGUGAAACGAACAAUAUGUUCGUUCGCUACAGGUUCGAUGUGAAAUCCAUUCUCCGGAAUGAGUAUAAAAAUAGCCCCGAGCUUCGUAUUUCCAUACGGUCACCCGUUUCGGAGGCAUCCCUUCUGGCUGCCAGGUACGAUCAUUUGAAGAUAGUUCCAGAAUGUCCCCCAGCAAGAUACAACGGAGAAUGCCACGUCAAUAUGAUCCGUAAAAUGCAAGCCAGUUUCGCGUGGGACUGGGGCCUUGCAGUUCCAUCGAUGGGUUUAUGGAAACCCGUGCGGCUGGAAUAUUACGAUUCCGCAAAGAUUCGGGACAUCACAUUUGCGCUUUUUGAUGAAGAAACACAUUGGAGAGUGAUGGUUGGCGUUUAUCUAGAAUCAGGAAUAGCCAAGAAGAAGCUGCAAGGAACCUUGUUGUUUAAAAUAUUGGGUGUUCAAAUACAAAAUGAGAUCGCGAACGUGGAUGAAAAUACCGAUACCACUGGGGAGCUUUUCGUCGAGCAUUCAUUAACCGUCAACAAAUCUGCAAUAGAGCUGUGGUGGCCCAAUGGCUAUGGGCGACAAAAGCUGUACAACCUCUAUGUAAAGUGGGAGGACAAUGUGAUCAAUAGCAUAAAGAUUCAUGAUCGAGAAACGAUGAUUGACGAGAAAGUCAUCCGAGUUGGCUUCCGGAACAUCAAACUUAGCCAAGAACGCACUUCUGAUGGGCUGAUGUUUUAUUUCAUCGUUAAUGAUGUCCCAAUGUUCAUGAAAGGAUCCAAUUGGAUCCCAUCGUCAGUAUUACCAGAAAGCUCGUAUGAUGAAAAUUAUGUGAAAUUUCUACUGUAUGCGACCCGUGACGCCAAUAUGAACAUGCUGCGUGUAUGGGGCGGAGGAGUUUACGAGAGUGAUUACUUCUACCAGCUCGCCGAUGAACUAGGAAUACUGAUCUGGCACGACAUGAUGUUUGCAUGUUCAAUGUAUCCUGCGGACGAAACUUUCCUAAAUAAUGUAAAGGUUGAGGUAAUGCAAAACAUUCGACGAAUCCAGUAUCAUCCGUGCAUAUCCAUAUGGGCAACUAACAACGAAAAUGAGGUAGCUCUCCGUCAAAACUGGUACGGAACACAUGUAAACGAUGAAAUGUAUACCAAAGAAUAUAAAAAGCUAUACGUUGAAGUCGUGCAACCUACGAUCGAAAAAGUGGAUAAAUGGCGAACUGUUCUAAUAUCUUCGCCAUCCAACGGUGAUCAAUCCAUAAAAGAAGGUAACAUAGCCAAGAACCCCCAGGAUCCACACUAUGGAGAUGUUCAUUAUUACAACUACAUAAAUAAUGGUUGGAAUCCGAUUAUUUAUAGAGGAGGAAGAUUCAUCUCAGAAUACGGUUUCCAGUCUUUUCCGGCGCUAACAAGUUGGCCGGUACGAGAUCUUCGAAAUGACGAGUUAGCAGAUUUGAUUGAACACCGUCAACAUAGUCCUUUGGGUAACGAGCCAAUCCUACACAUGAUCGAGGAAAAUCUACCACUGCCAAAUACUGAUUCCACCAACUACUGGCGAGAUAUCAUCUACCUCAGUCAAAUAUCACAAGCAAUGAUCGUCAAAACAGAAACAGAAGUCUACCGAUCUAAACGAAUAGAGUAUGGUACGAUGGGCGCCCUCUACUGGCAACUCAAUGACGUUUGGAUAGCACCAUCUUGGUCUAGUAUUGAAUAUGGUGGAAAAUAUAAAAUUCUUCAAUAUUGGAUGAAGGACGUCUUUGCUCAAAAUCAUGUCAUAGCGUACAUUAAUGCACUGAAAAAGUUAGAUUUGUAUGUCGUUAGAGAUACUUUAGGAGCAGAUGAGACUUGCUCGGUGGAGAUAAAUGUUUAUCAAUGGAACAAGUUUAAGAAAGUGGACAAUUUCACCUUUAACUCAAUCAAAGUACCUGAAAAUACAGUUAUUCGGAUAGGAUCUUACGAUAUAUACGACCAUUUGCAUCAAAAGAAACUGGAACCCAAAAACCACCUUCUGCUAAUCAACCUUUACCGCGAUGGAAGCAAAAUUGCCGACAAUUUUGUACUACUAGACAAAAUAAAGAAUGUUGCCCAAAUGGUUGCGCCGACAGUAAGGCUGACAAUUGCCUCGUCCAACUGUAAUACAGUCACUAAUGUAGUGCAAGUGAGCUUGGAAGUGGUUAUUAGUUCACCGGCUGUAUUUUUGUACAUGUCGCUAUCUCCAGAGAAUAGUUCUCUGAAACAGUGUCAAUUUUCAAAGAACGGAUUUUUACAAUUUACGCCCAUUCAGACUGUCUACCUUAAAUGUGUCGAUAUUGGGUGCAAAUCAAAAAUACAGAGCGACGACAUUGAUGUUCUGACAGUAAAUGAAUUGUUCCCCCAGCAUACUAGUCGAAGUGAUAAUAAAUAAAGCAAAAAGAGUUA
Messenger RNA from Armigeres subalbatus, 2936 nucleotides. RefSeq names its product beta-mannosidase (gene beta-Man). Gene Ontology annotation, biological process: glycoprotein catabolic process. Lineage: Eukaryota; Metazoa; Arthropoda; Insecta; Diptera; Culicidae. The transcript is spliced from 7 exons. The record is from RefSeq and is a predicted model, not a curated record. Gene Ontology annotation, molecular function: beta-mannosidase activity. Bases 166 to 2922 code for a protein of 918 amino acids.